AGAACCAGUCCGCGCUGGGACAUGACAGUGUAACCCUCCGCCUGCGGUAGAUGUGCUGAGGCUGGAGUAGCCACCAUUUUGCAUGUCUAGUGUGUUCCUCCCUCUAUUGCUAAUAGAGACGUUUUCUGCUACUUUCUGGCAUCAGUGCGCCGUAGAAUGCCAGUUCCGAUUAGACUGCGGGAGCUGAUCCGGACUAUCCGGACAGCGCGGACCCAGGCAGAGGAGCGUGAGAUGAUCCAGAAAGAGUGCGCUGCUAUCCGUUCAUCCUUCAGAGAGGAAGACAAUACAUACCGCUGCAGAAAUGUGGCAAAGCUUCUCUAUAUGCACAUGUUGGGCUACCCUGCACACUUCGGGCAGUUGGAGUGCCUGAAGUUGAUUGCGUCACAGAAAUUCACUGACAAGCGAAUAGGUUAUUUGGGUGCUAUGCUGCUGUUGGAUGAAAGGCAGGAUGUGCACUUACUGAUGACGAAUUGCAUCAAAAAUGACUUGAAUCACAGCACGCAGUAUGUCCAGGGUCUGGCCUUGUGCACUCUCGGGUGUAUGGGUUCUUCAGAAAUGUGUCGCGACCUGGCAGGAGAAGUGGAGAAGCUGCUUAAAACAUCCAACUCCUACUUGAGGAAAAAGGCGGCAUUGUGUGCAGUGCACGUCAUCAGGAAAGUUCCAGAACUUAUGGAAAUGUUCCUUCCAGCCACAAAAAACCUGCUGAGCGAGAAGAACCAUGGUGUCCUCCACACAUCUGUUGUCCUUCUCACUGAAAUGUGUGAAAGAAGCCCAGAUAUGCUGUCUCACUUCAGAAAGCUAGUCCCACAGUUGGUGAGAAUCCUGAAGAAUCUAAUCAUGUCUGGAUACUCUCCUGAGCAUGAUGUGUCAGGCAUAAGUGACCCGUUUCUGCAGGUGCGCAUUUUGAGACUACUGCGAAUUUUGGGCAAGAGCGACGACGACUCCAGUGAAGCAAUGAAUGAUAUUCUCGCACAGGUUGCAACGAACACAGAAACCAGUAAAAAUGUGGGCAAUGCCAUCCUCUAUGAGACGGUGUUGACAAUAAUGGACAUCAAGUCAGAAAGUGGACUGAGAGUACUGGCCAUCAACAUUUUGGGGCGCUUCCUUCUCAACAAUGAUAAAAAUAUAAGAUAUGUGGCAUUGACAUCUCUAUUAAAGACGGUACAGACUGAUCACAAUGCCGUCCAGAGGCAUCGGAGCACCAUUGUGGAUUGUUUAAAAGACCUGGACGUGUCUAUUAAGAGACGUGCAAUGGAAUUGAGCUUUGCUUUAGUGAACGGCAACAACAUUCGAGGCAUGAUGAAGGAGCUUCUCUACUUCCUUGACUCAUGCGACCCGGAAUUCAAAGCCGACUGUGCAUCUGGAGUUUUUCUUGCUGCAGAAAAGUAUGCACCUUCAAAACGAUGGCACAUAGACACCAUUAUGAGGGUCUUGACAACAGCUGGGAGCUACGUGAGAGACGAUUCUGUUCCCAAUCUCAUCCAGCUCAUCACCAACAGUGUGGAGAUGCAUGCAUACACUGUCCAGAGACUUUACAAAGCCUUGCUUGAAGACAUUUCUCAGCAACCACUGGUGCAGGUGGCAUCCUGGUGCAUAGGAGAGUAUGGUGAUCUGCUGGUAUCUGGUCAGUGUGAGGAGGAGGAGCCCAUUCAGGUGUCUGAGGAUGAAGUCCUGGACGUGUUGGAAGGUCUGCUGGUCUCAAAUCUGUCCACCCCUGUAACUCGGGGUUACUCACUCACAGCCAUCAUGAAAUUGUCUACUCGCUUCAGCAGUGUGAACCGAAUUAAGAAGGUGGUUUCCAUAUAUGGCAGUAGCAUUGAUGUAGAGCUGCAACAGCGAGCGGUCGAGUACAAUGCGCUGUUCAAGAAAUAUGACCACAUGAGGCCAGCUCUUCUAGAGCGAAUGCCCAUCAUGGAGAAAACAGCCACCAAUGGCCCCACAGAGGUGGUGCAGACCAAUGGGGAGACGGAGCCCGCUGUUGGAGAUGCAAAACAUUUGCCCCCUGUUAGCCAACCCAGUAACCAGGCUAAUGAUUUGUUAGACCUUUUGGGAGGUAAUGAUGUAGUGCCAGUAAUCCAGACCACUGUGCCGACCAAGCCAGCAUCAGCUGGAGGAGAGCUGCUCGACCUCCUGGGUGACCUGUCGCUAAGCAGUGGCCCAGCCCCUGCUCCUGCUCCCCCCAUGCCCCCUUCCCAACCCUCUUUCCUCCUUGAUGGCCUCACGUCACCGCCCCUGUUUAAUGACAUUGCGUCUGCAGGUAUUCCCGCUAUGACGGCUUACAACAAGAAUGGUCUCAAAAUAGACUUCACAUUUGAGAGGGCAAACCCCAAUCCCAACAUUGCAGUUAUCACCAUCCACGCUUCCAACUCGACUGAAGCAGAUAUGACAGACUUCGUAUUUCAGGCUGCAGUACCAAAGACAUUCCAGCUGCAGCUCCUGUCCCCAAGCAGUAACGUUGUCCCGGCACUCAACCAGGGAACAGUCACGCAGGUCAUCCGAGUCCUCAACCCACAAAAGCAACAGCUACGAAUGAGGAUCAAGUUAACGUACACCCACAAAGGUUCACCUGUGCAAGACCUGGCCGAGGUCAACAACUUCCCCCCACAGUCUUGGCAGUAGUGCAGGUCUGGUUGCUCUUAAAACCCGCCUCAAGGGAACUGAUUUCUUUUUUUUUUGUUUGUUUUUGGCCUCCCUUGUCUCUUCCAACGGACAUCCCUGUGACGUCACUACAGACAGCUGCCCUCAAAGUUGCAUGGGAGGCAGCCGAGAAUCUAACAAAUGUGUAGAAAGAUGCAGACACUUGCUAGAAUGAGUGGGGACAAACCUAUCAGUCAAUCAUCGUCUUCUUUUCUCUCUUAGUGACUAUCAUGUCUCUCUUUAAUGACUAGUUCUAGUUUUUGUUCUUCCCCACCAACAAUGUUCCCGCCCCCUCACUGUGGCAGGCUAGUCACUCUGCCUUCACCCCAUCUCUGAAGCAUCCACCAGGAACGCACCGCAGUUCCAUGUUACGAAAGUGGUUUUUAAUUCAAGUCAGUCAUACUCUGUUCUGCCAGGCUUUUUAAAGAAACCUGAGCCUUCGUUCGGCCCCGUGGUCGCAGCAAUUGAAGACGAAUUAGAGCUAUGGUGAACUUCAGUAGGAAUAAUGAAAUUACAGUGGUUUUUCAUAAGAGUGUGUCUGAGUAUCUUCUUUUUGGGUUGUUACUUCGAAUCAAAGGGUCUCGGGUAGGGUGACGCAUGUUUCUAAUGCAAGUAAUAAAGAGAAAUUUACCCCAAAAUGUACACUUUUAAAUGACUUUCUCUGCAUCCUAGGAUGGAAUCAUAACACACUUUUCUAGUUGGAAUCGUCUUACAUGUUUGCCCUUAUUCGUUACCUCACAGUCAAGCCUGUAACUUCAAUUUCAGCUGAGUUGAACCUGGUCUAACUUACAUUGCACAUACAUGUAAAUGAAGCUUGUUAUGAAUGUAGUUACAUGCACUGAAUGAUUUUCCCCUCACCCCCCCGACCUUGUUUCUUUCCUCCACUGUCCGCUACGAUGACACUGUCAUUGGCACUAUUUUUUUUUUUGUGAAAGUGUGUUUUAUUUCUGCAGUAAAAUGACUUGAUUAUUUAUGCCUGAUAUCAAAGUGAUGUGCCUUUCUGACUCAGCUAGAUAAAGAGCCCCCUGAACUUGA
This is a messenger RNA of Synchiropus splendidus (mandarinfish), 3672 nucleotides long. RefSeq names its product adaptor related protein complex 1 subunit gamma 1 (gene ap1g1). The record is from RefSeq and is a predicted model, not a curated record. NCBI's taxonomy places the organism in Eukaryota, Metazoa, Chordata, Actinopteri, Syngnathiformes, Callionymidae. Gene Ontology annotation, cellular component: AP-1 adaptor complex; membrane coat; Golgi apparatus. Bases 157 to 2619 code for a protein of 820 amino acids. The transcript has 23 exons. Gene Ontology annotation, biological process: intracellular protein transport; Golgi to vacuole transport; receptor-mediated endocytosis. Gene Ontology annotation, molecular function: clathrin-cargo adaptor activity.